Glycine soja is the source of this 1126-nucleotide messenger RNA. Its product is annotated as MADS-box transcription factor 23-like. The record is from RefSeq and is a predicted model, not a curated record. The transcript is spliced from 8 exons. Gene Ontology annotation, biological process: positive regulation of transcription by RNA polymerase II. Gene Ontology annotation, molecular function: DNA-binding transcription factor activity, RNA polymerase II-specific; protein dimerization activity; RNA polymerase II cis-regulatory region sequence-specific DNA binding. Gene Ontology annotation, cellular component: nucleus. Lineage: Eukaryota; Viridiplantae; Streptophyta; Magnoliopsida; Fabales; Fabaceae. Bases 178 to 843 code for a protein of 221 amino acids.
CACAAGCGGCUUAUACAACUUUCACUCAGCGACCAUAACUUUUUUCUGCUUAUAAAACUCUCCCAACUUGCCACCCAAAAAAUAAAUGGAAAGGCAGCGCCACAGUACUAUUCUUGCACCAUCUUGAAUACCGUCCAAAAACCCAAAAACCCUAAUUAGUGUGAAGUGGGGAAGAAUAUGGGAAGGGGGAAGAUUGUGAUUGAAAGGAUCGACAAUUCCACUAGCCGGCAAGUGACUUUCUCAAAGAGGAGAAAGGGAUUGAUCAAGAAAGCCAAAGAGCUAGCAAUCCUCUGCGACGCACAAGUUGGCCUUGUCAUAUUCUCCAGCACGGGAAAGCUUUAUGAAUAUGCCAGCACCAGCAUGAAAUCACUGAUCGAGAGAUAUAACACAUGCAAGGAAGAACAUCACCAUCAGAUGAAUCCAGAAUCCGAAGUCAAGUUUUGGCAGAGGGAGGCAGAAAUUUUAACGCAGCAACUACAGAAUCUACAAGAAAACCACCGGCAAUUGAUGGGAGAACAGCUAUAUGGUCUGACUGUCAGAAACCUACAAGAUCUAGAGAAUCAACUGGAACUGAGUCUCCAAGGUGUCCGCAUGAAAAAGGAACAAAUUCUGAAAGAUGAAAUCCAAGAGCUGAACCGAAAGGGAAACCUUAUCUUCCAGGAAAAUGUGGAACUUUACAAGAAGGUCUUUGGUACAACAGAUAUGGCCACAACAAGCAGAAAUGCAUUUAUUCCACUUUCAUAUGGUAUGCAUGUAGGAGGGAAUCCACAAGAAUUGGUCCAACUUCAGUUAUGCCAGCCUGAACAAGAAGUUUGUGAGACAUUGGACACUGCCACAAAAUGAAGGUCACGUCUAAUUUGGUCUAAUAUUUUAGUAUUACAUUUGGAAAAGAAAGUCAUAAUGAUAUUGCAGCAUAAUAAUCAUACACAUCCAAAGAAGUGAAUAGUUCUUGGGGAUAAAUAUUACUCACUUCACUCAGAGAAUCCCAGCAGAGAACAAUGCACUUCCUGAUAUUGUAUUGGUUAUAUAAAAUCUAAUCAGUAAAAUGAUAUCUGCUUGUAAAACUGCAUAUGGAAAAAAAAAAUCUUGAAUAACACAGCAUGGACAUAAAAUUUUCCUUCUGUAA